This is a messenger RNA of Monosiga brevicollis MX1, 2052 nucleotides long. RefSeq lists its product as uncharacterized. Gene Ontology annotation, biological process: chaperone-mediated protein complex assembly; proteolysis; mitochondrion organization. NCBI's taxonomy places the organism in Eukaryota, Choanoflagellata, Craspedida, Salpingoecidae. The record is from RefSeq and is a predicted model, not a curated record. Gene Ontology annotation, cellular component: mitochondrial matrix. The transcript is spliced from 18 exons. The coding region runs from base 1 to 2052 and encodes 683 amino acids. Gene Ontology annotation, molecular function: serine-type endopeptidase activity; single-stranded DNA binding; ATP-dependent peptidase activity.
AUGCUGCUCGCUACGGCAUUCAACAGUGACCAGGUCAAAGCGCUGAGCAACGAGGUUAUCGCAACUGUGCGGGAUAUCGUAGCCCUCAACCCAAUGUACCGCGAAAACAUGCAGCGCGUGGCCGAGAUGGGCCAGCGUAACCUGGACAACCCCGUGCAAUUGUGUGACUUUGCGGCCGCCCUCACCUCUGGCAACCCAGAGGAGCUGCAGGGCAUUCUUGAGGAAAUGGACGUGGCUGAACGACUCUACAAGACGCUAGAGCUGCUCAAGAAAGAGCUGCUGCAACUGAAGCUACAAGCCAAGAUCAGCGAAGAGGUCCAGGAAAAGCUGCACAAACACAACAAGGAGGCCUUGCUUCGAGAACAACUCAAGAUUAUCAAAAAGGAGCUGGGUAUUUCCAAGGACGACAAGGAUUCGCUGCUGGAGAAAUACAAGGCCCAGCUCGAAAACAAGACGCUGCCGGAUGACGUUAAAAAAGUGGUGGAUGAAGAGCUCAACAAGUUGAGCAUGCUGGACAAUCAUUCCUAUGAGUUUAACACAUCACGCAACUAUCUUGACUGGCUUACCACUCUGCCGUGGGGCGUCUACGGCGAGGAUAAUUUUGACAUUGAGCGAGCCCAGGCAAUCUUGGACGAGGACCACUACGGCAUGAAGGAUGUUAAAGAUCGUGUUCUUGAGUUUAUCGCCGUUGGCAAGCUCCGCAACAGCAUGCAUGGCAAAAUUUUGACGUUUUCUGGUCCUCCGGGUGUUGGCAAGACAUCCAUUGCCAAGUCCAUUGCCCGUGCUUUGAACCGGGAGUACUAUCGAUUCUCGGUCGGCGGUCUGCAUGAUGUCGCCGAGAUCAAGGGCCACCGUCGUACCUACGUCGGGGCCAUGCCAGGCAAGCCAAUCCAGUGCCUAAAAACCACGGGUACACAGAACCCUUUGAUUCUUUUGGAUGAGGUGGACAAGAUCGGGCGGGGUGUGCAUGGCGACCCCACCUCCUCCCUCCUGGAGCUGUUGGACCCUGCUCAAAACUCGGGCUUCCUGGACCAUUACCUUGACGUGCCGGUGGAUCUGUCAAAGGUGUUGUUUAUCUGCACAGCCAAUGUACUUGAUACAAUUCCUGGACCUUUGCUCGAUCGAAUGGAGAUUAUCCAACUCUCGGGCUACAUGGCAGAUGAGAAGCGCGCCAUCGCUAAGCAGUACCUGAUUCCAGAGGCUCAGAAGACAUCUGGUGUCACGGCUGAACAGCUGGAGAUUACAGAUGAAGCGCUUGACGUGCUGAACAGGGCGUAUUGUCGCGAGUCGGGUGUCCGCAAUCUUGAAAAGCACAUUGACAAGAUUCAUCGCAAAGCAGCGCUGAAGCUUGUGCGCGACAAUGCCAAGACGCUGCGCGUGGACGCCAGCAACUUGUCCGACUACGUGGGUCAGCCCGUGUUUUUAUCAGAUCGUUUGUACGAGCAGACACCUCCUGGCGUGGUCAUGGGGCUGGCUUGGACCGCUAUGGGCGGUUCGACCCUAUACAUUGAGACGGUGGCCUCGCGUGCUGACCGCAUGAAAGCCACGGUCCCGGGCGAGGCACGCUCUGAUGGUCGCUUUGGCGUGACCGGCUCCUUGGGAGACGUCAUGAAGGAGAGCUCGACCAUUGCGUACACCUUUGCCAAGCACUAUCUGGAGAAGGUUGAUGAGAAGAACGGGUUUUUCAACUCGGCGAGCGUCAGUCUUCACGUACCCGAGGGAGCAACACCCAAAGAUGGUCCCUCUGCAGGCUGCACCAUGGUGACGGCCCUGCUCUCACUGGCUCUAGACAAGCCGGUGCGGCAAAACUUUGCAAUGACGGGCGAGGUGUCACUGACGGGCCGUGUUUUGCGCGUGGGAGGUAUUAAGGAGAAGGUGCUGGCCGCCAAGCGAAGCGGAGUGACCUGUGUGGUGUUGCCAUACACGAAUGAAAUGGACUGGCAGGAGCUACCCGACCAGGUCAAGGAGGGGCUUGAGGUUCAUUUCGCCAAGACAUAUGACGAUGUGUACAAGGUGGCCUUUGCGGAUGCUGCUGCGGCUCAACAAGAGUGA